AUGCAGCUCUCUGUGCUCCUCAGCUUCGCGUCCCUCGCGGCCGCUCUCCCCGCCACAGUCGCGCCGGCUGCCGCGCGGGAUGUUGCCGUCGCCGACACAUCUGUGGUUACCGUGCGCUCCGCCCCUGUCGUCGAAGACGCAGCCAUUCAUGCAGUCUUGAUGGCGAGGGAGGAUUUCGAGAGGGUCGUCCCUUGGCCCACUACGGCGGUCAUUGGCGGCGGGCCCAGCUUCCAGUACAAGGCAGAGCCCCUGGGCAACGACCAGUUUAAGAUCACCUUCUACCACAGCGCCCCUUUCAGCACCCUCACCUUCAAGUACACCGUCUACGCUGGUGAUGGUGUCGUGGCGACCGAGACCCUGUCCGCCGGAACCAGCUCCAAGGCCGUGGAAGUCAGCCGUGUUGGCGAGAGCUUCCGCAUUGUCAUCCAGUCGGUUUAA
Molecule: messenger RNA, 438 nt
Organism: Colletotrichum aenigma
Lineage: Eukaryota; Fungi; Ascomycota; Sordariomycetes; Glomerellales; Glomerellaceae
Exons: 1
Coding region: 1-438 (145 amino acids)
Source: RefSeq, a predicted model, not a curated record